This is a messenger RNA of Spodoptera litura, 967 nucleotides long. RefSeq lists its product as uncharacterized. The record is from RefSeq and is a predicted model, not a curated record. Gene Ontology annotation, molecular function: calcium ion binding. Lineage: Eukaryota; Metazoa; Arthropoda; Insecta; Lepidoptera; Noctuidae.
CUCAAGCUUUAUUUUUUAUUAUUAUCAACAACAAUAAAUAUAAACUUCAAAAUGAUGAAUAUCGAUGAGAGUUUCAAUGAUGAGGCGACAGCAGAAACCUUUGUGGAAGAAGAAAAGGAAAAACCAAAAGAAAAGACUGUUAGCGCUAAAUUGAUGCUUACUGAAGAACAGCAACGUGAUUUGCUUGAAGCGUUCAAUCUGCUCGACUAUACUGGUGAGGGAAAAAUCAAGGCGGAAGACUUUCGUGUAGCCAUCAAAGCUUUAGGAUAUGAACCUACCAAAGAAGAGUUGCAGAAGAUGGUUAACGGCGUUGACAAAGGAAAUACAGGAAGGCUCAGUUUUGAGAACUUUCAAACGGCCAUUAUGAGAAAAAUUAUGUCGCUGGACAACGAUGGAGAUAUAAUGAAGAGCUUUCGUCUAUAUGACAUGGAUGAUACUGGGUUAAUAAGUUUCAAUAAUCUUAAGAAAGUUACACGUAUACUUGAAAUUCCUCAAACAGAUGAAGAGAUAGAAGAAAUGAUAGAUGAUGCAGAUACGGACAUGAAUGGCUUUGUUUCAGUGGAGGAGUUCAUGAAGAUUAUUAAAAAUUGUGUCCAUAUAGUAACACCCUGAAAAUUUUCUACCCAUUUCUACCUCAAAUUGGCUAAUUUAUUUUAAUGGCAACAAGUAGCAGUUGAGAACUUACGAAGAAAUGCAGAUUUAAAUAUUUAAAUUAUUUAAUUUAUACUUUAUUGUGAUUCACUGUUAAUUUAAAUAAUAUAGUGUGUUAGUCCAUCCUGUAAUUAUUUUAUAAAACCUGCACGUAUUUCAAAACGGGAUUUUCUUAUGUUUUGUGUACAAAACAAAGUGAUUAUAUUUCCCUCCGAAAGUAGGAUGACAGAUGUGGAAUGGAAUCGGGGUUUUUCUACAUUGAUUUUUAUCCUAUUCUUUAUUUAUGCUUAUGGCAACAUUUACAUGAAACGAAUUA